UCCUGUGCUGGGUCGUCAAGUUAACAUUAAAUUACAUUGCAUUGCAUUACAUCACAUUACAUUGCAUUGCAGUUGGCAGACGCUUUACAACCAAAGUGACUUUUCAAAAGAGGACAUAAUCAUAGCCAACAUCGCUAGCAGACGCAAUAGCUGGAUGCAAUAAUACAGUCAUCCAGUUCCAUCUUCCAUCCUCCAUCUUCCAUCCAGCAGCCCAACUGUCAUCCACAACUUCCUGUGACCACCCCCCUCCCCCAAGUGGGUUCCCUGGCCCGGCCCGGCAAUGGCUUCGUGGUUCGGCUGGGGCGGCGAGCCACAGUACCGCAGCCCGCGGCGCGAGCCGUCCGAGGUCGUCACGGACACGCUGAUGCUGGAGCUGAGCUGGCAGCUGAAGGAGGCGGAGCGGAUGCAGCGCGAGCGCGACAGCGAGUACCGGCGGCUCAAGACGGGUGUAGACUACAGCUGGCUGGUCAGCACGCCGCGCUGCAACGUCGACAUCACCGCCGGCGAGCGCAUUGGCCUGGAGGAGCUCUGCGCCAAGGUGCCGCCAGCGCACUGUGGCAACGUCAUACUCAGGUUCCGCGAGGUUCUGGAGGAGAACGAGCCGGAGGUGUCGGAGGUGUCUGGCCUGUUCCGCUCGGUGCUGACGGAGUGUCUGGAGCGCGUGCGCGAGGACGAGGAGACGCAGCGUCUCUCGCAGCAGUGGAGCAGCCGCCAGCGCGCCGUCAGCAUGUCACUGCUCAGCUUCCGUAGCCGCGUACGCAUCAACCCCUUCGGCAGCACCACGCGCCUCACGGGGGGAACCGCCGCGGCCAACGGGGUCCCCGGCGAGGCCUACGAGCCCGAGCCCGGCGGGCCCGUCAAGACCGUCUCCGAGGACGUGGAGAGGGGGAUGGGGGGCACGGUGCCCGGAGGGAUGAGGGCUGGGGGCGGCAGCGCCGGGAGAGCACCACGCGUCUGGAGCAUGCCCGACUUCAGGCACCAGGGCAUCAACGGACACGUGGGAUGA
This is a messenger RNA of Engraulis encrasicolus (European anchovy), 1006 nucleotides long. It is a transcript of the gene rd3, whose product is annotated as retinal degeneration 3, GUCY2D regulator. Lineage: Eukaryota; Metazoa; Chordata; Actinopteri; Clupeiformes; Engraulidae. The record is from RefSeq and is a predicted model, not a curated record. The transcript is spliced from 2 exons. The coding region runs from base 281 to 1006 and encodes 241 amino acids.